AUGCCAAGGUCCGACAUCUUCUACCAGUAUGAGCCUCUGGAGGACCCCAGAAUCAAUAUUCGACUUCUUACUGUCUUCGGCGACGAUUUCAAAGCCCCAUUGCGCUCAAGACUUGAGGAGAUAUCACUCGACGAUAGGCCCACAUACCUUGCCCUGUCAUAUGUCUGGGGUAGACCUACAACCAAGAGGAAUCUCCAGAUAAACGAUCGCAUCUUCAAGAUUCAGCCCACCGUGUUUGAUGCUCUGCGUAGAUUCAGAGCCGAAUUCGGGGCAUUUUCAAUCUGGAUUGAUGCUAUUUGCAUCAACCAGGAUGACCUCGACGAACGCUCUGCCCAGGUUACCGUCAUGCGUCGCAUCUACGAAUCCGCAAAGAUGGUUCUCGUAUACCUCGGCGAGACUGAGAAGGGUAGGGAACUCAAACAUCUUUUUGACUCCGUCAUGAAAUUUCUCCCCCGAUCUGGAGAAUGCCGAGAUUCCAAAAUUGAUUGGAAUUCGCUCAACAAGUACGGGCUGCCUGAUGUCUUAAGCAGCCGAUGGCAUCAGCUGGUUCAGUUUUUUAGCCACCCUUGGUUCUUGAGAGUAUGGACAUUCCAGGAAAGCCUGGUCGCCAGGAGGUCAACCUUUGUUCAGGGGGACUGCAGUAUCAACCAGGUGGACCUUUUCGCCCUUGUCCAUCAGAUGGUCAAUGUCCACGGCCUCCAUCACUACGUUGACCGGACCCCCCGUAUGCAGCUCAGCCCGAUGCAUUCUGCAGCUCAACGAUGCAACGCGAUAGCGAUGGCCCAGAGUCCGAUUGCGGUAAACUUGCUCCCGCAGUUUUGGAUACGUCAGCCUCUCAUCAUGCUGUUGCGUGAGAACAUAGGAGCCAAAGCCACAGAUUUUCGGGAUCAUAUCUUUGCCUUGCUGGGAGUGUCGAAGGAGGCUGAAGAGCCAAGUUUGCAGCCAGAUUACAAGGAGAGUGUCGACGACACAUAUAAGCGCGUCGGAAAGUACAUGGCGGAAAAUGGAUUCCUUCCUCUCCUGCUUCAAUGCACACCAAACAACAACCCACCAGACUGGCCUUCCUGGAUCCCACGCUGGCACGAACCUGGGAGCCACAUUCUCGGCAUUGAAAGGGCUAUGUGCAUGAGCAGCCUGUUUACUGCUGCUGGCAGAUCCGUCCAAAACUUUCGGUGGCAGCCUGGCCAUUCCUUGUUUGGGCGAGGCAUGGUCGUGGACACGAUCGCCCACAUGGGAAGCCGCAGUCUCGUUGUUAGCUCCAUAACACAGGUCGGAUCCCCAGAAGAUCUCUACCCCAGGGUGCUCCAUGGCCUCAUAGAAGCCUUCUCCAUGUUCUGCCCCAGGCACCCAUACGUCACUGGCGAACCCAAGUCGGCGGUUCUCUGGAGGCUUAGUGUUUGCGACCAGAUGCAUCUGAGUUCCCUGAAGGCUCCCAAGAGCUUCCAACAGGACCUGGCGAGAUUCCUAAGUGUUGCGAAAGAAGGCGUACGGUAUCAGUAUCUGGAGCAAGGCGAUGCUCAACUUGAGCGGUUGCAUCUUGACAUUGGUAUGAUGCUUGAGAGCAUGCCGGAAUUGUCCCUACGAGUCGAAGAAGACCCCGUUUAUGAGGAGAACGAGUUCCUGACGAAAUCCGGCGCGUUUUUGGCGAGGCAUGUUCGCUGUGUAACUACACGGGGAUAUAUCGGCCAAGUCUUCCAAGACGUCGAGGUGGGCGACAAGGUUGCAUUGCUUCAAGGCUGCGACAUCCCUCUGAUACUCCGACCUGCAGGCAAUGGUGCGUACACUUAUAUCACUACGUGCUAUAUUCAUGGUAUCAUGUAUGGGGAAGCAUGGAGUGAUGAGGGCACUGAUACCAUCAGGAUCGUUUAA
Molecule: messenger RNA, 1869 nt
Organism: Fusarium falciforme
Lineage: Eukaryota; Fungi; Ascomycota; Sordariomycetes; Hypocreales; Nectriaceae
Product: HET-domain-containing protein
Exons: 1
Coding region: 1-1869 (622 amino acids)
Source: RefSeq, a predicted model, not a curated record